Messenger RNA from Penicillium maclennaniae, 1773 nucleotides. RefSeq lists its product as uncharacterized. Gene Ontology annotation, cellular component: cytoplasm. Bases 1 to 1773 code for a protein of 590 amino acids. The record is from RefSeq and is a predicted model, not a curated record. Lineage: Eukaryota; Fungi; Ascomycota; Eurotiomycetes; Eurotiales; Aspergillaceae. Gene Ontology annotation, biological process: mitochondria-nucleus signaling pathway; negative regulation of transcription by RNA polymerase II; regulation of nitrogen utilization. The transcript has 3 exons.
AUGCCCUUGACAACACCGGUUUUGACGGUGGACGCAGAUAAUAUUCACAAGGUGGAUACUGCUAAUGCACAAAGUCUUCAUGGCAUGUGGAUGGUAUUCUCGAAAUGUGCCGACUACAUGGACCAGGGCCGUCGGCUCGAGAACUUGAGCUGGCGUCUGUGGACUCGCGAGACAUUCUGUGUUGAGCCUGAGAAGUCGAACAUGGCUUCUGUUCUUCCCAAAUUACGCUCAGAGGCCGGUGAUUUGCCGGAGCUCUCCGCCAGUGUCGAGUCGGCCGCGUCCGACCAAGCUGAACGCAUCGAAGCUCACAUCAAGCGUCCCCAAUUCUCGGAUUCCCGGCCCGCCGUGGUCCGUGAGGACUCUCUGGCUAGUCUAGGUCGUGGAAAGGAGAAGCACAUCACCUCUUUGGAUCUCGAGCGUAUGGUUCUUAACAUCAAAGAGAAGAAGAACCUGGAGCCUUUGGCUCCCAUGGUCGAGCCCACUGCUCCCGUUGUCGACAUCACUCCCCGCACAUCUACUCCCUACUCCCACUCCUCCUCUCCGUCUCGACUACAGGUCCCUACCUUCCCUCGCCCGGUAUGCCACCCCCGGAAAUCGACGGAAUCCUGCUCGACCACCGCCCCCGAAGGAAACGACAGCGACUCCGCUCAAGUCAACGCAUCUGAUACCAGUGUCUCAUCUUCUGGAGUGUUGCCUUCCCGACCGGAAUUGAUCAAGUCGCCCAGUGUCGUCCGUGGGUUCUCGCCUUCUCUCAUUUCCUCUUCCUUCCGGUCGCAACCCAGACUGGCUGUCGAAACGAGCCCCUCUCGCGAAGCUCCUCAAGUGAAACCCUCCCCACUUAAGAAAAAAGGAGGCAUGUUUACACUAGGUGGAUCUUCUGGGGACGAUGACGAGAGCUCAUUUGAAGAGCGCAUCAACGCGAAGGUGCCCCAAGAUAUUACAACUGGUGGAGGGUCUCUUCGGCCAAAUGGCAGUAAUCCGAGCUCGUCCAAGAAGGUUGCCUCCUUCAGUGACCAUGUUCAAACCAUUCGACCCCCCAAAAGCCCCCUCGUUGCCGAUGAGGAUGCUAUCGAGACCGAUGACGAGGUCUCCGAAAGUGCCAUCGAAGAUGACGAAGAUUCUGAUUGGGAGGACUCGGUGACAGAGAGCGGAAAAUCAAGUGUUGAUGAGCGACCGGAGAUGUUCCAGCGGGUCGAUUCCCGGCCCAAUUUGGUGUCUCGGCGAUCUCUUCUCACCAUGAUGAUGCACCAACCGACUAAAAUGAAUGGAAACGCGUUCCGGUCCAGUCCUGCGCUGCAACGGUCCCGUUUGACAUCACCCAAUGGACCUUCCAUUCCUGCUUCGCCUUCUGAGAAAGGAGAGGACGAAAACCUCACCAUGCGUGGCCCGGGUGUGCCUCGAUCAAAACCCAUCACCAUGAAGUCGCCCCCACCCCAGUCGGUGGCUCAUUCGCCGCGUACCACCCGACGCAACAUGCUUGCGACCGAGUUGACCGAGUCGCUCCGCCGACAUCUCCUUUGGGAACGCCAGCAGAAGAGCGCCACCGCCAAUGCCUUCUUGAAGCGACGUCACACUGCCCACGAUAUGAAAAACCUCCAGGAGUACCCUAAGGGACCGCACCGGGCUCCGGGGGCGGGGCCUUCUGGGCCUUCCGGGUCAGGAGACGCCAAUGCUGGCAGCCAGGCUCGGGAUAAGGAUCUUUCCAAGAACGGGUCAUGGACCAACUACGCCACGGACUACGGUCCAUGGGAGUACCACGUCAAGGGAUGGUAA